This is a messenger RNA of Penicillium olsonii, 1446 nucleotides long. The record is from the annotation of a GenBank genome assembly. NCBI's taxonomy places the organism in Eukaryota, Fungi, Ascomycota, Eurotiomycetes, Eurotiales, Aspergillaceae.
AUGGAAUACAUACAGCCUCAACACCUCUACUCUCGCCUCUUGGAUAACGUGCCUUGGAAGUCAGCAGAUCCAUCAGUGAAAGGAGAUCCGCGAAAAAGCGUGAAAUGGAUCGAUGGUCUCCGAGGAAUCGCCUCUUUCCUAGUCGUGCUCACUCAUCUCGCCCGAGCCUGGGACUACGACCUCUUUGCGCCCCGCGAUGAUGUGGACAUCGCUCCCCGAAUUCUGCAAUGGCCCGUCCUCCGUAUACCUUGGCAAGGCCGAUUGGGCGUCACGAUUUUUGCUUUUUUGACCGGCUACGUUUGCGCUCUGAAACCACUCAAGCAGUCUCGCAAUGGUGAUUUCCUGGGCUCUUUCACCUCGGUGGCGAAGAGCGCGUUCCGUCGCCCUCCUCGUCUUAUCUUCCCGGCUACGAUUGCGCUGAUCAUCUCGUGGAUCAUGGCGCAAUUCGGGGCCUUUGUUGUGGCUAAUCGCUCGGACUGCUGGUGGUGCCGGUACGCCGCCGUUGAUCUUGCGCCUACAUUCUGGGAUGAGUUCGUGCGUCUUUUCAAGACUUUCCUGGAAGUCUGGACUACGGGAUACAUGGCGUAUGAUGACCACCAGUGGGCUUUGCUUCCGUUGCUCAAGGCAUCUAUGUUGGUCUAUGUCCUGAUCUGCGCGACAAUGUUCGUGAAAUUCCGAUUCCGCCUGGCGAUCUACCUGGGAAUGUACUUGUACUUCCACCAGGAUCCCGCCAAAGAUACUGAAACCUUCCAGAUGCAGGCCGUCUAUGGUAUGUUCCUCAGCGAUCUAGCCUACGAGAAGGGCUUCAAAGAAUUCAUCGAGCGCCACAGCUGGGGUCGCAAAAUUGUGGCGCUAACAUUGCUAUCCAUCGGCCUCUUCAUCUGCUCAUACCCCGGAGAGCACCCUGAAUGGGCCACAUGGUCCAACUACAUGUACCAAGCCGCGCACUACAUCUUCCCACCAGAAGUCAACAUCGGCAAGCGGUACUCCGCCCUCGGUGUCGACCUGAUCAUCUUCGCCAUCUACAUCUCUCCCUCCACCAAGGAAUUCCUCUCCAGCAGCCUUCUUCUAUGGCUCGGAAAGCAGAGCUUCGCCGUCUACUUAGUGCACGGCACUCUGCUCCGCACAGUACUGUGCUGGAUGCUCUACGGCAUCACCGGGCAGCCCUGGGAUGGCGAUAUCGUGGACGACAAAGGCAACCCCAUCUAUGGCGAUGAUGGCGAGCCCCUCCACCCGCAUUGGAUUCCCCUGCGCGCUCCCUGGGUUGUUGCAAUUAGCAUUCCGGCGUGGAUUGCAUUGGUAUACUUGAUUGCUUCGAUGUGGACGAAAUACGUCGACCCAUUCUGCGCCCGUAUGGCGCAGAAGUUGGAGAAGCUCAUGUUCGAGGAAGAUGACCAGGCUCCCCCACAACUGCCGAUGACCAGUGUUCCUAUGACUACUGCAUGA